GACUGGCUUUUCCAUCCAUGUUUUUAUUUUCAUUUCGUCAAGAAAUCUAAACUUUCUAAUAAAGGUUUAAUCUGUAGCUUUGAAAAUUCCAAACAUUCCUAUUCUGCAUUUGAUCUGAAGUGGAGCUGCACACAGAAAUGAGUCAGUGUUUGGGCUGAGACAUUCCUGAAAUCCCUGCAGAUGUUGAUGUUCAUGACCUGAAGCAGACACAAAGUCUAGAGAGAGGCUAAGUGGGAUCCAGUGAAUUCCCUGUCUCAUCUUUGGGUCUCAGUCUCAAUAGCUCUUUUCUCCCAACAUGAGCUCCCUGGCUCGGAUACUGCUGUUCACCUGGCUCAUUCUACCUUUACUCGGCACCGAAUCAGGCAAGAAAAGAACUGCUCGUCAGCGGGAUGAGGAGUUUAUGGAAAGGCAUAAUAAUAUAUGUAUGCGGGGUUCACCAGGUGUUCCUGGCCGAGAGGGUAAUCCCGGAACGAACGGUAUCCCAGGAACCCCAGGGAUCCCGGGACGGGAUGGAAUCAAGGGAGAGAAAGGCGAGUGUAUGCAAGAGCGUCUCGAGGAGCCCUGGAAAAUCAACUACAAGCAGUGUGCUUGGAAAGCACUCAACUAUGGCAUUGACCUCGGCAAAAUCGCGGAAUGUACAUUCACCAAGAUGCGCACAGACAGUGCUCUCCGGGUCUUAUUCACUGGUUCCCUUCGUCUGAAAUGCAAAAGUGCCUGCUGUCAGCGCUGGUAUUUUACAUUUAAUGGGGCUGAGUGCAGUGGUCCACUGCCUAUUGAAGCAAUCAUCUAUUUAGACCAAGGAAGCCCAGAAUUCAACUCUACUAUUAAUAUACAUCGCACAUCUUCAGUGGAAGGGCUGUGCGAAGGAAUCAGUGCUGGACUAGUGGAUGUUUCAGUCUGGAUUGGGCUGUGCUCAGAUGGCUACCCACAAGGUGAUGCUUCUACUGGCUGGAACUCAGUAUCACGGCUGAUAAUCGAGGAGAUGCCAAAAUAGCUUUGUUUCUACAAGCUGAAAACUAUCAAGAGCCAUUCCUGCUCAAUCAGAACAGUUUUAAGGAAAAUUGUUGACUUCAUAAAUGUUCACACAUUUCUAAUUAAACAUUUUGGUAAUUUGAAAACACCCAGUGAAAUUUAAAAUAAAUAUAAAAUUUAUCUUGCAUGGGAUACAGUUGUACUUUUGUACCUGAACUUUCAAGUAUGGGGAUUCAAGUGAAAUUUAGACUAUAUGGCAGUAAUUUUGACGUGUGAAAGCGUAAAACAGUUGAUAUUGACUCAGCUACCCAUUAUGCAUGCCUUUUGAUUUUAUAAAAAUGUGAUAAAUAGUCAAAUAGAUAAUCACCCAAAGUCAUGUUGCUAAGUUUUGGUUUGAUUUGAACAACCUGUACCCUCUUAACUAAUUUUAAGUAUUGUACUCCUUAGGUGUUAGAAAAUUGCAAAGUUGGCAUGGUUUGCAUACUUCUGGAACAUUUGUAGAGGACUCUCUAGAAUACUAGAUUUUCAUAGCAUUAAAUAAAAAGCAAUUUGGAAGAUUUGAA
This is a messenger RNA of Carcharodon carcharias (great white shark), 1535 nucleotides long. Its product is annotated as collagen triple helix repeat-containing protein 1-like. The transcript is spliced from 4 exons. Bases 296 to 994 code for a protein of 232 amino acids. Lineage: Eukaryota; Metazoa; Chordata; Chondrichthyes; Lamniformes; Lamnidae. The record is from RefSeq and is a predicted model, not a curated record.